Saimiri boliviensis boliviensis (Bolivian squirrel monkey) is the source of this 393-nucleotide messenger RNA. RefSeq names its product hypocretin neuropeptide precursor (gene HCRT). The record is from RefSeq and is a predicted model, not a curated record. Gene Ontology annotation, biological process: response to starvation; temperature homeostasis; regulation of neurotransmitter secretion. Gene Ontology annotation, molecular function: type 1 orexin receptor binding; neuropeptide hormone activity; type 2 orexin receptor binding. Gene Ontology annotation, cellular component: perinuclear region of cytoplasm. NCBI's taxonomy places the organism in Eukaryota, Metazoa, Chordata, Mammalia, Primates, Cebidae.
AUGAACCUUCCUUCCACAAAGGUCUCCUGGGCCGCCGUGUCGCUACUGCUGCUACUGCUGCUGCCGACCGCGCUGCUGUCGCCCGGAGUGGCUGCACAGCCCCUGCCCGACUGCUGUCGUCAAAAGACAUGCUCCUGCCGCCUCUACGAGCUGCUGCACGGCGCGGGCAAUCACGCUGCGGGCAUCCUCACGCUGGGCAAGCGGCACUCCGGGCCCCCGGACCUCCAGGGCCGGCUGCAGCGCCUCCUGCAGGCCAGCGGCAACCACGCCACGGGCAUCCUGACCAUGGGCCGCCGCGCAGGCGCAGAGCCAGUGCCGCGCCCCUGCCCCGGGCGCCGCUGUCCCGCCGCGGCCGCCGUAUCCGUCGCGCCCGGGGGACAGUCCGGGAUCUGA